UAACGUAAUCUCGAGUGGUUGCAUUCGCGAUAAUGACACCACUUCAUUAGUUCAAAUUUGAAACGCAAUAACUAAAAACCACCAAAAAUGAAACGUGCCUUAGCUUCCUGUAAACCGAUGAAGAUGUGGAUCGAUGGUAAAUGUUUCGAGAUACGCCGCUUUCAGAAAAAGAGCAAAAAGUCGGCGCAAGACGACGGUCAACGAACAGAGGAUGAUGUUAAGUAUGACAUUAGCACCACCGAAGACGGGAAAUUGUUCACCAGCUUCCGCCUCCCGGAGGUUUACUAUUCAAAACUGUCCAAAUUCCCUGAUUGGGACCUGAAAAUCCUCGAGACUAGUACAAACACGACGAUAUCAAUCCCCAAUAGGGGCAACCUGGUUAUAACUGGGGACUCCGAAGCGACAAUCACGGAAGCACGCAACGAAAUCCAGUCCAUAGUCGGCGCCAUCAGAGACCACGUAUCCGCCCUACAAUUUGUAUCAAUACCGACACGAAGCGACGAAAUCGUCGCCAAUUUUACUAAAUUCAAGGAGGAAAUUCUAAGCGGCGACAAAAUCGACGGCAUGGAGGAAUCAAUAUUUCAGAGCCCCUUCAAACUACACUUAACCGUCGUGGUUUUCGCCUUAUUAGACGACCACGAGAAAUCCGAAGCCAUAAAAGCGCUACAAGAUUACAAAAACAUGAUCCUCGACCCCCUUAUAGCAAAAAGCGGACCUGUGAAAAUUAGGGUUUCUGGCAUUGAUUGCAUGAACAAUAAUUACAAAAAAGUGGAUGUUUUAUAUGCUAACGCGAAACUUGUGGAUGAAAGUGAAGAUUUGUCAUUACAAAAGUUGGUUAAUGAGUUGUCUGACCAUUUUUACGAUAGAGGCCUUGUGCGUACCUACCAAGACAAUGUGAAGCUGCACAUGACCCUAAUUAAUACGAAAUAUCGCAAGGAAGUCGGCACCCCUCGAAAGAAACGCUGGAGCAGAAAGCAGAGUUUCAACGCGACAACCAUAAUGGAAAAAUACAAGGACUUUACUUUCGGCGAGUGCAACCUAGACUGCAUCCACUUGUCGCUCAUGGGCUCUGUAGGAGAUGACGGCUUUUACGAACCCAUGUCCAUUAUCAACGUAAACUAAUCACAAUUUUGCAAUAUUUUACCCAUUACCAUAUUUUAAACUAGCAAUUAGAAAUGUCACUACGUUAACCAAUCAGACGCACCUCGUCACCCGAUUGGUCACCCGUUGUCUGUCAAAAUUACAUAACCUAAGCGCUUCAAAUGGAAUUUGAAGUCGAAAGUUGUGAUCUCAGUACAAAAGAUUAUAAAUUCAGUAGUGUACCUGUUUUAAGUAAAGAACUUUCCUACGA
Messenger RNA from Zophobas morio, 1351 nucleotides. RefSeq names its product activating signal cointegrator 1 complex subunit 1-like. Bases 88 to 1122 code for a protein of 344 amino acids. Gene Ontology annotation, biological process: regulation of DNA-templated transcription; DNA alkylation repair. Lineage: Eukaryota; Metazoa; Arthropoda; Insecta; Coleoptera; Tenebrionidae. Gene Ontology annotation, cellular component: nucleus. The record is from RefSeq and is a predicted model, not a curated record. The transcript is spliced from 5 exons.